AUGGCGGGCGCGCGGGCCGGGCGGGAGGGCGAGGCCGCGGGAACCGACCCCCGAGUCCGCCCGUCCCGCGGCGCAGGUUCAUCUGCUUUACUUUUGAAGCAGCAUUUUAAAGUCCUUCGGCACUUGCCUAGCCACCCAGCAGUGUCCGUUGACUUUGCUCAUCUGCUGGACAUUGACCAACAAGCACAGAGCGACAGCUGUGCGUCAGGCCAGCUGCACUCUACUCUCACAGGCCCUGGGCAGGAGGCUGCAUACAUCCAAGGAGUAAGGGGCGCUUGUGUACAGCUGGCCUGUGGCUCCUGGGCCGCCCCUCUGGUGGUCUUUUGGAGAUUCACCCCCCCGGGCUCACUAGUGCCCCAGCCUUUGGCGGUCAUCAGCAGAGCAGAGUCCAAAGUGGCGGCAGGGGCCUCAGUUCUGGGGACUGUGCAUCUGCAGAACAGCAGCCUGGUGCUGUGUGAGCUACAGGAGGGUGCCCGUGGCCACUUCUUGUGCCAGACCCUGCACACAACCAGCGACCAGCUCCAUACCACCUAUUCCUACCUCACACUGGCCAUCCUGGUGCCUGUAUCGAAGCCUCAGGUGAGGCCGAGUGCCCCAUCUCCGGAGGAGGGAAGCAACCUGGUAGCCACAUGUGCUGUGAGGGAGGGCACAGAGCCGGUGACCUUUGCCUGGCAGCAUCAGCCAGCCCAAGGAGCUGGGGAGGCCCUGGUGGGGGUCACUAAGUCGCUGCUCCACUUGGGUCCAGUCAACCGGACGCACCUGGGCUGGUACAUGUGCAGUGCCCACAACGCUGUCAACCAGCUGAGCAGUGACCAAGUCUUCUUGGAUGUCAUCUAUGAUCCAGAAAAACCUGUGGUCACUGUGGAGCCCCUGGGCUUCUCCGAGGAGGGUUUUUGGGCCACUGAGAGAGAAGAGGUGACCCUGAGCUGCCUGGCUGUAUCCACCCCCCCUAGUCUGUGGCUCCAUGACCACACUCAGGUCCACAUUGAACCUACUUACAUCAUCACCAGCACUGGCCGAGCCCACACAGGUCUGUACACCUGCCUGGCCCACAACAGCCACUUGGACACCCGCAUGCAGGCCACUGUCCAGCUCACCAUCUACUAUCCCCCUGAGGGGCAGCCCUCCUGUGCUGUGCUCCCCACCCUUGGGGCUGUGACUUUGACCUGCGCAUGGCCUGGGGUUCCAGCUGUGCAGCUGCAGUGGGAAGGGCCCCAGGAACCUGGCCCAACUGCCUUCAGCAAUGUCACCUGGAGUCCUGCCUCCUCCCAGCGCCCCAACAACAACGUCUUCACCUGCACUGGCCAGCACCCAGCCCUGGCACUGCUGGCACUCUGCAGGGUCAAGCUGUGGGAGCCCUUCAGGAGCCCCACCUGCUGGGCCACAGCCACAGUGGAAGGCCAGUUCAUCAUGCUGAGCUGUGAGUGGCCAGGAGGCGAGCCCCCUGCCGUGCUGAACUGGCUGGAUGGGGAGCAGCAGCCUCUGGGUGUCAGUAGCUCCUCGCUGGCUGUCCACCUCCUGUGGGUCUAGGAAGAGCUGGCGGGCAGAGAGUUCACAUGCUGGGGCUCCCAAACACUCAGGACCCCUGCUCCCCACUGCCAGCUCCAGCUGGAAGCUCCGCAGCUGGUGGUGGCUGAGCACCAGCUGUCAGUGCUGGAGGGGGGCGAGGCCUGGCUGGGGUGUGCCCUUCUGUGGGGCACACCACCUGCCCAGCUCCUCUGGCUGGGACCCCAGCAACAGCAGGUGGAACCAGGUGCUUCCGGAUUCACGCUGCACAGCGAAGGGCCCCAGCUCCGCCUGCAUGUCCAGCCCGCUGACCCAGCUCGCCAUGGGGGCACCUACUGGUCCGUGGGCCGCAACGCCGUGGGCAGCAGCCAGAGGAGUGUCCUGCUGGAGGUGCUGAGAUAUCCAUCUCCUCUCAAUGUCACCAUCCGACGCCUGAUCUAUGGGAGACACCGGAGGGAGGUGCAGCUACACUGGGUCACUGAGGGCCCCGAGAACCUGACUGGCUUUCUGGUGCAGCAAAGGAGUGGGGUCCCGGCCCCAGGAGCAGGGAUAGGGACGGCAGCCAGUGGCAUUGAGCCAGAGAGCAGGGGCCGGCGACUGGGUGGCUUGGACCCAGGGGUCCUCUAUGCCUUCCAGGUCCUGGCUCUGAAUCACCACACGGCUGGACAUCCGUCUGAGGUGAAGAUACCAGUGGACCCCCCCCCAUUCAGUGCCUACCCAGCAGUGCUGGGUGCAGCAGGCACAGGAAUGGUGGUGGCAAUGGUGGCCUCUCUCCUGGUGUUCCAGUAUGCGGCCCGGCACCCGGAGACUUUCCCCUGUCUUGGUCAAUUGCUUAUUCCCACGGAGCAAAGUCACCAAGAAAGAGGUUCAAGGGAAGACCCUGGCGCACCUGUAGGCACUGAAACACUCCCCACCACCCAUGGUUCAGGUCCUACUCAAGACUCCAUGGACAUGCCUGUAAAUGUCACCAUCCCAGUGUCUGCGACGCCAUGA
Messenger RNA from Talpa occidentalis (Iberian mole), 2499 nucleotides. It is a transcript of the gene VSIG10L2, whose product is annotated as V-set and immunoglobulin domain containing 10 like 2. Gene Ontology annotation, molecular function: protein binding. Lineage: Eukaryota; Metazoa; Chordata; Mammalia; Eulipotyphla; Talpidae. The record is from RefSeq and is a predicted model, not a curated record.